Molecule: messenger RNA, 3999 nt
Organism: Fusarium venenatum
Lineage: Eukaryota; Fungi; Ascomycota; Sordariomycetes; Hypocreales; Nectriaceae
Source: RefSeq, a predicted model, not a curated record
AUGAGAACGUCCCUCUUUUACGCCCUUAACAGCGCUCUUGGGGCAGUAGCUCACGAGUCGCUUGCAUACUUCAAGAUCGACUCCGGAAAGGAAGAGCGUCGCUCCCUUGACGGCUGUGGAAAGUAUGGCAAGCACAAGUGGGUUCCUGACCCUUCCACAUUUGUUUUCCCCCAGAACGAUUACAAGCCUGGAAACUCCUGGGAUCUCUGUGUUGACUCAGCUCACUGUGCUCCUCACGAGGCUUUGAGCAAGGUCAACUUUGAUUUCAAGGACAACGCCAUUGUCUUCAACUUCAAGCACAUCGAGCACUACAAGUACGAAGAUGUAGUCGUCUAUGUCGAGCGUGGUAAGCCUCCUACAGAGUACUCCCAGAAGUACAGCAAGGAGAGCGACCACUGCAAGAUCGUUGAUGACUACAAAAAGGCCAAGUGUCACAUUCCUUACUUCUCACUGACUGAUGGUGGUUCAUACGACGAACUUUGCCCCAUCAAGGACAACGGCGGCUGGAGGCUUUACAUCAAGAUCAAGGCCAAGAUCUCCCACGGUUACAAGAAAUACGGUCUCUACAGCCGUGCUGGCGACAUCCACGAGAAGUACUUCACUCUUAGCUACACUUGUGCUGAGUGUAAGGAAUACAAGCACAAGGAAGGUAAGUACGAGGUGGUCGAGGAAGUCAAGGACUUUCCCGAGGAGGAGAAGAAGAAGUACGAUGAUUAUGAAGAGGAAGGAAAGGAGAAGUACAAGCGCGGAGACGAGGAGAAGGAUUACAAGGAGAAGGAGAAGGAGAAGGAAUUCCGUCAUGAGCAUCACCACAAGCAUCACCACCACCAUGGUCACGAGCACGAGCACAAGCACGGCCAUAAGCACGGUCAUCUUCAUGGUCACCUUCAUAAGGAGCAUCACUACAAUCAUCACGACAAGUAUCACGGCUACGGUAAGGAUCAUGAGCACAAGGACUACGAGCACAAGCAUCAUGAUCCCCACUACCUUCACGAACAUAAGGAUUACAAGCAUGGCGAUCAUGGCGAUCAUGCUCAUCAUGCUCAUCACUAUGAUGAGCAUAAGCAUUAUGACCAUCAUGAUCCCGGCUACCACCACCAUGAUGACUACAAGCACCACGAGUACUAUGAUCCCAGCCGUCACCAUGAUCACGAUAGCUUCUUGAACGAUUUCUUCAAGAAGUACGGACACUACGAUUAUCACCAUGGAAAGCACCAUUACGAGCAUCACGAUGGAUACCAUCACCACCAUGCUCGUGAUUUAGCUGAUGAGACCAAGGAUGAGUCAGUCAAGAAGAGUGAAAAGGGUGAAUACAAGCAUGACGAGCACAAGCAGCACAAGCAUGGCCACCAUCAUGGUCACUACCACGCCCAUGACCAUGAUCAUCACCACAAGCAUCGUCACAGCCAUCAUGAUUAUCACCACUACGAACAUUACGAUCCUGGCUACCAUCAUGAUCACAAGCACCACGACCACGAUCACAAGCACUACGGUCACAAGCACUACGGUCAUCAUGAUGAGCAUCACAAGCACUACGAGCACCACAAGCACUAUGAGGAUCACGACCCUAGUUACCAUCACGAGCACCACAAGCACUACGAGCAUCAUCAUGGUGACAAGCAUGGCAACUACAAGCACCACAACAAGCGAUCCGAGGAGUACCAUGACAAGCACCACAACAAGCAUUACGAAGAGCCUGUCACCGUCUACUACAAGGAGAAGGCUGAGGAUGUCAAUGCCAAGGCGAACCAUGUGAUUUACGAGAAGGUCCAAAAGCACGAGAUCCCUGCCCACAUCUACAAGAAGCUUGCGGAAGCCAAGAAGCACCACUACGAUCAUGAGCAUGAGAAGAAGCAUGGUCACGAGCACAAGCAUGGUAAUGAUGAUCACAAGCAUGCUGAGGAGCAGUACUACCAGAAGAAACUCGCCGAAGCCAAGCUCGCUAAGGCCAUAAAGGAGUACCGCGCGAUUCACUAUGGAAAGCAGCACAACGAGCCCGAGUACAGGGAGUAUCAGCAUGAGAACUACGAGAACAAGUACUACAAGCCCGAGGUGAAGCAUCAUUUCAACCACUACUUCCAGAAGAUUGAGCCCAAGGAGAAGCACCACUACGGCCACCAUGAGUACAAGCAACAUGGCCCCAAGGUGUACUACGAGCUCAACAAGUACGGACACGAGAACAAGCACAAGCACCACGAAAAGUACAAGGAGUACGAGCCCGAGAAGUACAAUCACGGUCAUUACAAGUACAAGCAGCAUGAGUACAAGAAGCCUCAUCACGAGUCAGACCUCUACCGCGACAAAAAGGAAUUCCUGAAGAAUUACAAAUAUGAUGGCGAAAACAUUCAUACCGUUUGGGAGAAGCUCUACAAGGCCAAGGUAGAGAAGGAGCAAAAGCACAAGCAAAAGACUUACGAGGCUCAUGUUGGCAAGCGCCCUGCUUUCUACAAAUAUUCCAACGUCAAGCGCGCGGCUUUGCCCAAUUCCUACCACGGAGACGAGGUAGUAGAGAUUGACAUUGCCGAGGUCGAGAAGUACAUUGAGAAGUCUGAGUAUAAAAUCAACGAAGGCAUCAGCAAGGCCAUCUACAAGGCCAUCAACUCUGCUGGCGAUGAUCCCUCUACUGGCACCAUCAUCAAGUUUUACAACAAGGUUGAGGCUGCCAUCAAGUACAUCGUCUCCAAGAACCUCAAGAAGGCUGUUGCCCACAUUGCUGAGAUCGACGGUGCCAAAGAGCCCGUUGCUGAUGAGGUUGUCAAGUACAUCUACAAGGCUGUCAAGCAUAUCCUCGACGCUGCUGACAAGAUCUUCACAAAGGGCAUUGACGCUCUCGGUGAGGACCCUACUAAGAAGGAGGUUGAGUACGCUAUCGCCAAGGUUGAGAAGCUUCUCGCCAGGGUUGUCGAAAAGUACGUCCGAGAGGCUAUCGUUGAAAUCUUUGAUCUGGAAUACGUGACUGAGAAUUCUUAUGGCGAGUAUGAGAAGUACGACAAGCGUCAGGUGGCCGACGUUCAGAACGUUACAGCAUCCGCUAGCAACACCACCACUACCAAUUCCACUGCCCAGGCUACUACUGCUAUCGGUACAAAGCCUGCCAACCGAUUCAUGAGACUGUUUAUGCGCCAAGUCUCUCAGAACGCUACUCAAUCUGUCAACACCACUGCCCAGGCUGUCAACGUCACUGAGACCCAGACCCUGAUGAGGUUCAUGAGACGCCAGGCUCAGAACGCUACCGAUGCCGCGGUCAAUGCCACGGCCCAAGCCGUCGCCGAUGUCAACCAAGCUCUCAACACCACCUCUCAAGCUGUCAAGGUCACCCAGGCUCAAAACACUAAGCGUACUGAGGUCUACAGCGAUUCAAAGAUUGAGAAGGUUGUGGAAAAGGCUGCUGAGAAGGCUGCCAACAAGCUCCUUAAGAAGAUCGAUGGGGAAGACAAGCUCAGUGCGAAGCGAGAUACCAAGCAAUCGAAGCGUGCCAAGUUCUACAACGGAUACGUUCCCGAGUGCAAAGGUAAGAUCGUCAAGGCUUACGGCAUCGAUGGUCUACACUCUGCUCCCUUGAAGGAUCUUGCCUCGGACACGCACCCCAACACAUGCCAUGACCACCAAGGUGAUUAUAUUCUCUACAGCUACGAGGAGCUCAAGAACACCGUCUAUGGCAAGCUCUACGAGCCUCACGGUGGGGAUACCAAGUUCGGCGACUUCUUCAUCGAGUUGGUCAAGUCCCAUGACGGCUAUGGCAAGGAGAUUGUUGUCUCGCUCGAUGUCUCAGAUAAGUACCAGUUUGAGGCUACUGAGGCCAAGGUGUUUAUCGGCUGCACUCCAGGUUCCGAUGACAAGUUUAACGAGAACAUCUGCUCCGAGAAGACAUAUCCUUACCUGGCUGUUGCUGAGAAGAGACUUAACGAGUUUGUCUUUGCUAUCCCCGACAAGUACCAUUGCAGCGAGUACUUCGUUGCCAUUGUCGUUGAUUUCUGCGACGCCAAGUACUCUUCAUAA